Molecule: messenger RNA, 2956 nt
Organism: Larimichthys crocea (large yellow croaker)
Lineage: Eukaryota; Metazoa; Chordata; Actinopteri; Sciaenidae
Gene: caap1
Product: caspase activity and apoptosis inhibitor 1
Exons: 6
Coding region: 80-1099 (339 amino acids)
Biological process (GO): regulation of apoptotic process
Source: RefSeq, a predicted model, not a curated record
ACCCGCAACUUUUUUUUUUUUUUAAGCAAGUGAGCUCCCGAGUGUAGACAUACAGAGCUUUGUGCUUUAACCUUUUAAAAUGCUCAAAAAGAAAUCCAGCAGCAGCAGCGAGAAGAAGCGGAAACACUCGCAGUCCGAGGAGCGACACGAAAACAACAACAACAACAAACGCAGGAGCGAGAACAACGCGGAGCAGGACUCCAAAGAUGACCUCGCUGACCCAGAGCUGGACCGCGUCGGCAGUGACAUUGAGGACGGGGGACUUGACCUCAGCCUGCUGUUCAAGCCCAUCACCGCUUAUGUCACGGACAAGCGGGAGAUGCUGGAGCAGUGUUUCCACGUGCUGGGCGACAAGAAGCUCCGGAAAAUGCUGCCGGAUGAGCUAAAGGGCUGUAGUUUAGAGGAAAUCAAAAAGCUGUGCUGGGAGCAGCUGGAGCCGAUCUCAGAGAAGAAUAUUGCUCAGAUCUUAGCAGGGGAAGAACUGACGUCUGGAAAUUGUGAUGAAAACACAGAAGAGACCUUGGAAAGCCAGCAAGACAAUAAUGUGGACUCGACAUCUUGCCUCAAAGAAACUCCGAAAACUGAGGACCCCAAGCAAGAGGGCGGUGGUUCAAGCGAGGAGAGUGACGUCCUAAGCAUAAACGCAGACACUUACGAUAGUGACAUAGAGGGACCCAAAGAGGAGCAGAAUAAUAAGUCUGUGGAAGGCGCAGUUAAAGUAACGGACAGCAACAGGGAAGGCGCCGAGCCAGUCGUAAACCCUGACCCAGAAAACCCUAAACCUCCCGCACUCUCUCAACCAACAGAGGCAAAGAAAGACAUUCAGAGCGACAUAGACAAAAGCGUCAGCGAGAUUUUAGCAUUAUCGUCCACUUCGGGCAAAGAAGUGGCCGAAGAGGUACAGAGUGCGCCGCCUCCGCCGCCUACAGAUGUUAUUUCACCCGUUCAAGGUGGACCCGUUUUAAGUCGUGCACCGACGACGUGUCAGCCGUCAAUUCAGCAGCUGGAGCUUCUGGAACUGGAAAUGAGGGCGAGGGCCAUCAAGGCUCUGAUGAAAGCAAGUGAUGGGAAAAAACCUUGUGUGACAAAAACGGCUUAGCAUAUUUGAUUUGUUAUUUGUCGGACUGACUCUCCUCUUUGCAACCCCUGGUUUACUGUUCUGUGAGGAUGCCACGUUGUGUUAUUGCUCCAUAUUGGAAUGAUGUUACAGGUUGUUUAAUGUGAAAAAUUAAACGCAUUAAAGCUUGUCCUUCACCUUCUAAAUCUUCUGGGAUGAUUAGUGUUACAGUAAUGGCAUUUCUUAGUGUAUUUUUCUCUCUGGUCACUAGAUGGCAGUGUUAACCUGCCACAGUGCACCCAUGGCAACAUGUCCAAUGUGUGCAGAGAAGAGCAAGAGAUGAUUUGUUUGCUCACAUUACAGUCAGAAUAGUCACAGCAGCAUGGAAGUCGAGUCUUCUUAGUAAUGAUGUAAUUUACUAAAAUAGUUUGGGUUAGAAAAAUUGGUGGAGGUUCUCCUUGAGUCAGUGUUGUUUGUAUGUAGGCUGAGCUUUGAAUGCCAAAGUAGGUGGCAGCAUUGUUGUACUGUCAUGUACAGUAGACACACUUGAUUUUUUCCUCACUGAACAUCUGUUUGACUUGUCAGUCUGAUAAAUGCGUAUUAAUAGCACGUAUAGCCAUCUCCUAACAGCAGGUUUUAAUAGAUAUCUGUUAGGCAAAGAGAACAAAAACAUCUCCCACAGACGAAAGACAAAGAAACCCAUGAAUGAAAUAAAUCAAAGAUAAUUAGACCGGCUUGUCCUCACCUAUACAUCAAGCUAAAGAACCUGCCACUGUUAUCCACCAGAGUAACUUUAAAAUAAUUUUUUUCUGUUUUCUGCACCUCAAUGUAGCUAAAUAGCAUCCUCGUCGUCUUAGUGUUCUUGCUGUAAUUUUUUCCAAAGCUGCUUUGUUCCUGUGUAAACUGUAAGGUUGCGAUGUGUGUGCAAUUACAUGCAGAUGUAGAGCAAAACAGCUCUGUGCCACCACCCCAAAGGAGACAAUGAAACGUAGGAUAAGAAGCCAGUUGCGUCCUGGGUAUUUGCAUUUAAAAGGGUUAUUUCAUGAGAGGAAUGAGGGAGGGGAGGGUUAAAUGCGUCAUUGUCUAUGCAUUUAUGUGCAGGUAUCUUUGUACUCAUUGAUGAUUUGAAGAGGGAACCGUCCACUUUAGUUAAAAGGGAUACAACGAUCCUUAAGUGCUCAUGGUGACUGAUUGGUGAGUAUUUAUCGGUGUCAUUUUACUGCUAUUAGAACGCCAAUUAUGAUUUAGUCUGAGCAGAUAAAUGGCUUUUUAAGCAGACCUCAGAAUGAGUAGGCUACAAAAUGGAUUGAUGGAGGUGAGAUGAUACUGUUUUGUUGAGGGAGUACUUUUUGAUUUUAAAUGAGCCUCAUGAACACCGUUCAGGUAUUCAGGUAUGACGCUUCCAUGAAUGGUGCUAUUAUCAAAGCCAAAAACAGGGUUCUCGUGCACACUGGUUUAUCAAGUUUAAUAGCUGCACCUGUCAUCUUCUUCAGUGUUGUGACCAAGCGUCUAGCUAGCGAUGCUCAAUACACUGUUGUCCUCAAAUUAUUUGAGGGUGGUUUAUCCUUUAAAUUUUAUAUUGAACUUUUUUUCAAUGUAACAACCUUUCAAAACUUUCAGAUUUUAGGUUGUGCUUAAGAAGGAACAAUGAGCAUAAUGACUCCAGGUACUUGGGUCAUGUACUAGAUGUUCUGGGAUAUGCUAGAUGCUGUGUUUUAGCGGGUGUAGAAAUUGAUUUGACUUGGAGCAUUUUACAUUGUGAUAAAUGCUUGCAGUUGUCUGCAAUCACUUUCUUUCUCUCAGUGUAAGACAUCAUCAAUUUAAACUACUGCUGUACUGCAAAGUCAAGGCUUCUCGAUUGCAUCCCUAAAAAUUAAAGAAGAAAGACGAGAUUGUGCA